GAAUAUUCUCAUCGUCUGCACUUCCGCGACAUUUUUGUAUCUGUAUUUGUCUGCAACAUUCCGAUAUUGGAUCGUCUACUAGUAAUAUGGCUGAUAGCGCGAAAAGAGUAGUUGCUAUAGCAGUUGAUGAAAGUGAACAUUCCGAUUUGGCCUUCGAAUGGUAUUGUAAAAAUGUCAUGAAAAAUGGCGACUUCUUGACAUUGAUUCAUGUUCCCGAGUCAUAUGACUUGACUCUUGCCAGCCCGGCUGUGGUUGAACAGCUGCUGAAGGAGGUGGAAGAAAAGGUCCAGAAAAUGGAAGCCAAAUAUUCACAGAAACUCAAAGAUCAUAAGUUAUGUGGAAAGUUUCGAACCAGUGGUGGUAAACCAGGGGAAGUAAUCGUCAAUAUCGUAAAGGAAGAAAAAGCAGACCUGGUAGUGACCGGAACUAGAGGAUUGGGAAAAUUCCGUAGAACCAUCAUGGGCAGUGUUAGUGACUACAUCAUCCAUCAUUCCCCCGUACCUGUCAUCGUUUGCCGAUACAAACCUGAACAAAAGUAGGAACGCGUCGGAAGAAUUAAUUUAGAUCCUAGAUGUUGAGUUACACUGUAGAAACUCACCCAAAACAUAAUUUUAAGUAGUUCAUGUUAUAAUUUAGAUGUUGUUGCAGCAAUACUUCAUAAACCCCGAAAUUCAAAUCUCGUUUUAAGAAGUUUGGCGCGAAAGGUCAUGGGAUACCAUCAGAGCGAUUGCUUCAUUUACGUAACAAAAAUCAUCCUGAUUUAAACUUGAACUCCAAUCUUCCAUAUUUUUUAUUUGAACUCUUCCCAUCAUCCAUCAUAUUGAUAGAAAUAAUGCAUGUGUGGAAGUGUUCAAUAGAAAGUUGAGGAAUGUUAUAUAGAUAGUUGACUGGAUGACUAUAUCCAGCUCCGCGGUUUGGAUUAGAAUGAAUAAACUGUUUCAUUGUUCUGUAAUAAACUAUGUUUUCUUU
Messenger RNA from Lottia gigantea (owl limpet), 969 nucleotides. RefSeq lists its product as hypothetical. NCBI's taxonomy places the organism in Eukaryota, Metazoa, Mollusca, Gastropoda, Lottiidae. The transcript is spliced from 4 exons. Bases 87 to 539 code for a protein of 150 amino acids. The record is from RefSeq and is a predicted model, not a curated record.